AAUCUGGCGUUAUUAUGAACCGUAGUGGUUCGGUUACCUAGUUGCCUUGUUCGUCCAAAUAUAAACACACUUUGUAUUAUGAUCAGUUCACUAUUACUAUGAAUAAGUCAGAAAAAGUAUUUAUCUUUAGUGGUCGACGUAAGUAACCAAGGGGAAUGUCAGUCUUCAGUGUGAACGUAACCAAGGGGAAUGUCGAUUUUAACCCCGAAGCAUCGAGAUAAUUCAGUGUUGAUGAUAAAAGCCUAUGUGGGCUUUAACAGUGAAAUCAGUAAGUCUAUGGACCUGCACUUGGCGGUGAAUUCCAGAAAACAAUGCUCCAAGUAUAAGUAUUUUGGUCUUAAGACAAAUUAGUUUUCGAAAAUUCCGAGAUUAUUCUGGAUGAUAAGUCCAUCAAAUAAAUUACAGGGGAAGACAUGUCUGUAUCAGUAUUCACAAUUCAUAGUACCAAUCCUACAUUGAACGUAUCUAAAAACACUAAUAUCCUUGUGUUGGCGGAAAACUACUGUAAUUUUUGACUUUACAUCACAUAACACUGAAUUAAGCUACUUAUAACGACAAAAUAAUGUUCAAACGUAGGCUUAUGUUCUCUAGACGAUUAAAUUUCAGUCUAAAAUUUUAUUACUAGCUGUACUUGAGGACAAAUCAAAGCUUGUGUAACUAACUUAAACCUUUUUAGACUAGGGGCUGAAGCUGCUAAAAUUUUUACCGGUCAAAAAUCCUCUUCCUCGAAUAAUUUUUACAUUUUGUUAACUCGAAUCACCACAAUAUAUGAGGAACUUUUCUUUGUCCGUGAAAACAUGGUUAACCCUCACCGUCCCAUUAAAUGUUAACAAUCUCCAUAUUCAACUAAGAACUUGUAUUAUUUCCUCGCCUCCUUGUAUUUGUCCUCAGUGUGCUUUAUUGCCGUCAUUUAAAUUCACGAUCAUUUCAUCACACAACUUAGCAAAGUCAAAGUAUAAUUGAAUCGACAGACUUACAUGUUGAAAAUAAGAAUGUUAGACUUUGGAAGAUAUCCUAAUUAUCAACAUUUACACCGAAGUUCACUGUAUUUGAUUUAUUCCAAAACAUUCGCUUUUUCUAUUUUAGGUUAGUCUUCUACGUGUAGUCAGAAAUACUGUUGUCACUUGGUUCCCCUGUCCAAUUAACAUUCCCCUUACCGAUUCACUUGUUGGACGCAUUUUUUUCUGUGUUCAUAUGGAGAAGGAACAUCGUGACGUCAUUAGGAAGCUGCGCGUCUUUCUUGUGAAAAAUAUUUCAAACCUUGAAGAGAUCCUCGAUAUACUGGAAUCCGCACUAAUUAUUACUGAAAAUCAACGCCAUUCAAUACUUUCUGGAGUAACAUUAGCUGAAAAGAUACGUAGAUUCUUAGAUGUUAUAGUCAGAUGUGGCCCAUUAGCAUAUGACAGAUUUAAGCAAGCUCUUCUGGAAACCAACCAAAAGAGUAUAUAUGAUCUUUUAAACGAAACAGAGGAACUAAAAGUUUUAACUGCUCAUGGUAUGUCAUCAGAAUGCUUAUCUGAUAAAAAAGACGAAUCCAUCAUGAUUCCAGAUAGAGUUAGCUCACAUCCGUUGACACCCUACACGGUAACUUCGUUUCCGCGUGGUUACGUUCUCAUAAUAAAUAUAGAAGAUUACAAUUGUGAAUCCGGAGUACCUAAUCGCCAUGGUUCGUCACAUGAUGCAUCUAAACUCCAAAUUCUUUUUGAAGACUUUAUGUAUAGUGUUGCUGUCAUUAAAAAUCUAGAGGGUGAGAAACUUAAAAAAGUAGUGCGAGAAUUCGCCUGCAAACCAGAGCAUAGUAACGUACAUGCGGCUGUCCUUAUUAUUUUAGCACAUGGGUUAGAACAUCAUAUUAUAGCAAGUGACGGUACCCAUGUUAGCAUUGACGAACUGGUUGGUUGUUUUACUAACAAAAGAUGUCCUCUCCUAGCUGGAAAACCUAAGCUCAUACUUAUACAAGCCUGCAGAGGUGAAGAACGUAAUCAUAAUGGUCUUGUAAAGCGUGAUUUUCAAGAUUCUUUACUAUCAAACUCUUGUGAAGUUUCAUUAGAUCCCAGCUCAUGGUUGUCGCUGCCACAUAUGAGUGACUGUGUAAUUGUGUAUUCUACCUUACCUGGAUUUGUUUCUUGGCGGUCUGAAAUAGAAGGGAGUUGGUAUGUGAAGGUGUUCGUCGAAGUAACAAGGCUGCAUGGACACAGGCUUCACAUUCUUGAGCUGUUAACAGAAGUCAAUAAUAGGCUUGUGUCAGAGGCAUCAAACUAUGGCAUCAAACAAAUAUCACAACCAGUAACAACACUCACUAAGCCCUACUAUUUGUCCACUCUGAAAACUUGAAAAAAUUUUGUAUCCAGAAAUAUAGUAAUCUACUUUCACCCCAUUGCUACUAGCUUUAUUCUCUGCGGAAGUUGUGGGAUAAGAUCGAUGAUUGUGAUUAAACGUAAAGAUUAUUUUUACGAUUACCAAUGCAUGUGCAUUCGAAAUCUUUCUUAACAAAUAAAUGUUUUCCCCUAGCAUAUUUUGGAUCCACCCAUUUUCGCUUACGUUGUGAAGGCGUGUAUGCUCAAUAGUUUACGGUACCAUUAACCAGGACAGCUAGAUAUUCCCAUUACAACUCAGUAAAACAUAACUGUGUAGUUUGUCGGUCGGCGCUUGCGAGUGACGGUUAGCAUGCUGUUCAAAUACUUUCGCCGACGUGAAAUUGCCCUACACAGUAGGUAAAUCGAACUUGAAUCUCUG
Schistosoma rodhaini is the source of this 2736-nucleotide messenger RNA. The record is from the annotation of a GenBank genome assembly. Lineage: Eukaryota; Metazoa; Platyhelminthes; Trematoda; Strigeidida; Schistosomatidae.